AUGACGGACCCUUACCCUCUCCCGCUUUCUCAACCUUCCCUCGCUGAAGGUUCUGAUGAGGUCAAGAACAACCUAGACUCCCUGCCUAAGCCCUUGGACAGGACUGGGGAGGACGAAAAGACAUUGAGGGCGAGACUGGUCUACCAGUGUAGGAAGAGGGGGACCCUGGAGACGGACUUGAUCUUGAGCACGUUCUCGAAACAAUACUUGGACGGCAUGUCGGUUGCACAGAUGCAAGAAUUUGACAAGUUGUUGGACGAGCCCGACUGGGACAUCUACUACUGGUCCGUUGGCAAGCGCGAGGUUCCGGAGAGAUGGAGAGAUACCGAGAUCCUGGCCAGACUGAAAAAGCACGCCGAGAACCACGGAAGGGUCGUCAGGACCAUGCCCCACUUGUACUAG
Molecule: messenger RNA, 402 nt
Organism: Filobasidium floriforme
Lineage: Eukaryota; Fungi; Basidiomycota; Tremellomycetes; Filobasidiales; Filobasidiaceae
Product: Flavinator of succinate dehydrogenase-domain-containing protein
Exons: 3
Coding region: 1-402 (133 amino acids)
Biological process (GO): mitochondrial respiratory chain complex II assembly; mitochondrial electron transport, succinate to ubiquinone; protein-FAD linkage
Cellular component (GO): mitochondrion
Source: RefSeq, a predicted model, not a curated record